Messenger RNA from Megalopta genalis, 627 nucleotides. RefSeq lists its product as uncharacterized. The record is from RefSeq and is a predicted model, not a curated record. Gene Ontology annotation, biological process: defense response to bacterium; humoral immune response. Lineage: Eukaryota; Metazoa; Arthropoda; Insecta; Hymenoptera; Halictidae.
UUCGCUCCCAAAACAAUUCAAAGCAUUUUUAGUGACAAGUGACAUUUUAUUUCACAAAAUAUGAAGUUUCUCAGUGCUUUUUGCAUUUUUGUUAUCGUUGCCCAGGCAUCUGCGGCAAGUAUUCCACAGGAUGAUAGACCAAUGUACGGAUUGGGGCGUUUAAAUGAACGUGCUGCCGAUCCUGGUGCUGAUCCUGCAGCCUAUGCUGAAGCGUAUGCUAAUGCUUUUGCUAAUGCUGUUGCCAAAGCCAUGGCACUAUCCAGUGCUGAACCUAUUGCACUUCCUGACGACAAUGAUGGCCAAGAUUAUGAUGAUGUAAUGCGGCCACGUAGAUUUACUUGCGACGUCCUCUCCUUCUCAACGAAGUGGUUCGGCGCCCAUCAUGCAGCUUGCGCUGCGAAAUGCUUAACUCAAAGACGUUGGGGUGGUAGUUGUAAAAAUGGCGUCUGUGUUUGCCGAUAAAAAUACGCUUCAUCAUAAAUGACUGCCUCACGUUGUCACAAUUGUUGGUUUCUCGAUUGCACACAAUAUUUUUUAUUGUAACACAGCUCUCAUACUUUCCUUUCCAUUUAAAUAAAAGAAAAUGACUUAUUGAUAUUGAAAUUCAAUAAACGAUGUGUAUUUGAA